This is a messenger RNA of Marchantia polymorpha subsp. ruderalis, 4083 nucleotides long. The record is from the annotation of a GenBank genome assembly. Lineage: Eukaryota; Viridiplantae; Streptophyta; Marchantiopsida; Marchantiales; Marchantiaceae.
CGCAGAACAGCUCGGUCUCGGUGCUGCUACUGCUGUUGCUGCGGGAGCCGGGCUGGGCUGGGCUGCAGCUGUUGGUGCCCAUCUACUCGGACUCUGGGCUCGGCCGAGCUCAGUUUCGCUAUUCGUGUCUCGCGGGCAGGACUAGCCACGAAGCAGAGGAGCAAGCAAGCAAGCAAGCAAGGAAGGAAGGAAGGGAAGGGAAGGGAGGAAGUAGAAGUCGUGCGAGAGACGAAGCGAAGGGAGGGAAGGAAGGAAAGAAGGAAGGAGGAGGAAGGAUGGUCGAUCCACUCUUCCUCUGCCGGUGCAAGCGUUGGCUAGCCGAGGUCCGGCUUGCGUUCUCGGGCUGGCAUUGGAGCCAGGAAUUGUGCUAGUUUCUGCCAGUUGACGCGCAUUGCAUUCUGCUCUCUCGUGCUUCCCGUCGCUCGCUCGCUCGCCCGCUAGCUUCUGUAGUUCGUCUCUCGUGUCAUCGACUCGACUGCCUGUCUGAUUCUUGAGUCGAGUGUCAGUUCUUCGUAGACUACCAUCAAUUGAGUGUCGAGAUUUUCGUCGCUCGUGCUCGAUACAUUAUCACUCCCAGCACCGACCGACCGCUUGUCGCAAAGGGCUUGGUUCUCGACAGUCAAGCUUCGUGCACUGCAAUUGCAAACGGAUCUGGGCGCUCGAAGCGUUUGCGCGCUCGCUUCCAAUGCCUGUCGAGUCUUGGCGUGUGAAGCUGGUGGAGAGUCACUCGAAUGACUGAUACGAGGUCAGGCUCCUGUAAGCCCUCGACGCGAACUUUUUUCCCCUGAAUCUCGGCCAGCCAAGCUGGCUCCGCUCUCCCCUCAAGGCCCACGCCCCCGUGAAGUUUUGGCAAGCUCGUCAAUUUUCGCAGGACUCAGAGCCGAGUCGCGAGGAUGGGAAAGAAAGGAAAGUGGUUCAACGCGGUGAAGAAGGCAUUCCGUUCGCCCUCCAAGGAAACCGACAAGAGCGCACCGCCGCGCGAGUCCGAGAACACCGAACUCGUCAAUGGAGAUCACAAGAAGCCGCCGAAGGAGAAGCGGAGGUGGAGUUUCGGCAAGCAGAAUUCGCAAGUGUACGGCGGAGGCGGAGGCGGAGGCGGAAAGGAGUACCAGCCUCUGAACGACAAAUUGACGCAGCAUGAAGAACAGCAGAACCAGCGAGCAAUUGCCGUCGCCGCUGCCACUUCCGCGGCAGCCGAUGCAGCUGUGGCCGCUGCUCACGCGGCGGCCGCCGUGGUGCGCCUCACUGGCGUGCACGGCGUCCGCCACUACUACUACGGCGACGAAUCCAGAGAGGAGUGGGCUGCCAUACGAAUUCAGACCGCUUUCCGCGGCUACCUGGCUCGACGCGCUCUGCGUGCGCUUCGAGGUCUGGUGAGGCUGCAGGCUCUGGUGCGUGGGCAUACAGUCCGACGCCAGGCGACCAUCACCUUGCGUUGCAUGCAAGCGCUCGUCCGAGUCCAAGCCCGAGUGCGAGCGAGGCGCGUGCGCAUGUCGGAGGAGGGUCAAGCUGUGCAGCGGCAGAUAUGGCAACGACGUCAGGAUCCUGCCAACAGCAACGGGAACAGCAACAACAGCAACAGCAACAGCAACAAUAACAACAUCAAUGGCCUCGUGAAGCCGAGAAAAUCAGUCUCGGAUUCGAUUUAUGGCAUGGGCGAGGGCAACGGAUGGAACGACAGCGUUCGCACCGUGGAAGAGCUCCAGCAGAAGGAGCAGAGUAAACAAGAGGCAGCGCUCAAGCGCGAGAGGGCCCUGGCAUACGCCUUCUCACAUCAGCUAUGGAGGGGCAGCCCCAAGGACAGUUCGCAACUCUUCAUCGACUGCGAGCCCGACAAGCCUCACUGGGGCUGGAGCUGGCUCGAGAGGUGGAUGGCCGCGCGACCGUGGGAGAAUCGGGCCAAUGACAGCAAGGACCCGCUGGAGGAUGCGUCCGGGCACAGCACGGAUGCCGAGAGCACGAAGAUUGUGGAGAUCGACAACGUGAAGCAGAAUUCGAGCAAGCAGCGCAGCGGAGGAGGAGGAGGAGGAUCGGUUCCCAUGUCGGGCCCCAUCUCGAGCGGCCACCAGCAGUACCUGGCUCAGCGCGACCGCCCUCUCGUGGCCGUGUCGGGCCCUCUGUCGAGCGGAGGAAAUCCGCACUACCACCAUCACUCGGACCACUCGCAUUCGCACUCGCACUCGCUCUACUCGAGCGGCAAUGGGCACAACCACCACAAUGGGUACAAUCACAGCCACUACGACAUCCCCAGCACGCCCGUGCAGAAGACCAUGAACGGCGCAAUGCACCCUCUGUCGCCUCUGCCGCCGCCACUGAACCACAAGAGCAUGAGCAUGAGCAUGAGCAUGUCCAUGCCCAGCCACCCUGUGCUGCGGUCCGGCAGCCCCCGACGGGCGCCCCGGCGAGACGAUGAAGACACGAGCACGGCAUCGACCACGAACAGAAGCACGCCGAGCUUGCUCUCGACGGGUCAGCGAUUCGGCACGAGGUAUAGCCUGGCCAGCAUGGCGGGAUCGAUUCGAGAUGAUGAAAGCUUGGCCAGCUCUCCGGCCGUGCCCAACUACAUGCAGAUCACGCAGUCCGCUCGGGCCAAGGUCAGGUCUCACAGCACGCCCAAGCAGAGGCCUGGAACUCCCGAGAAGGAUUUGACGCCUGCCAAGAAGAGGCUGUCGUUUCCGAUUUCGGAGAAUUCCAUCAACCAGUCCGGGCCCGUGUCGAGGACUCAGAAGAUGUCGUUCUAUUCCGUCAGAAGUCCCAGCUUGAAGGGCAUGUCGGGACCGGUGAACAUCGAGAGAUUUACGAUGCCUCCUUCGAGGGACAACUAUCUGGGAGACCCUGCCCUCUCUCUUAACGGAAGUGCCGGAGAUCCAAGGAAAGCGCCUUUCAGGCUUGAAUCACGAGGUCAAAGUAAGGUUUUAAGUUUAAUCACCACUACAUUGUGACAUGCGUACACCAUGCUAUCGCUGAUGGAAAGCCAGCCUGAGAACCGACGUCCACAACGACCAGCAUCUGCAUCUCACUUGUCCAAGCUACCGAACGUUUGAAUUAAGCUUCAGAGCCGGUUGUAUAUAUUCCACUGCAGAAAUAUCCGCCUUCAUAGGAUUUUCAUUCCUCCAAAUCACCCAGACCAGGCAGACAUAUUCGCUACCGCACGCAGCAGCACACGUUUCACUUGUAGGGAUUGUUUCCGUCAUCUCCUCAUGCCUACCCUCCCUGAAAGCCGUGGAUCAGUUUCUUCUCUAAGUGCUCGGACCUCCUUUUAAGUAGUCAGGACGCCAAGACCAGCCCAUUUGCGAAAUGUCAACCCGACAUGCUCUCUGUUCUUACAUGCGAUCGCCGACCUUCGGAUUAUAUUGGUGCUGACCAGCUGGAGUAUGUUGGUCUAGAGUCGAUCUUGCCGUAGAAUGGGGCCGGGCUUAUUGUUAGGCUCUCUACUGCUAAGACGUACGUGUAUUUACUGAAGCCCCGUCCCCUCCUUCCCCUGCGCGCAAUGUACACGUCCAGGCGCCGGACUCCAGACAGGAUUAAAGGUCAACGCUCGGCUCAGUCUUCCUCGUCAAGGACAACUACCAUCACGGAACAGUGCAGGACUGCAGACGUACCAUAGCAGCACGGCACAUUUUCAGGAGAGACGGAGGACGGAGGUGUGAAGCUUCGUGCUGGAAUGACUUCCGUCAGACAGACAGCUAACGAUCUGCACUCCACCGAAUGGGUCUACAGUCGGCACCGGGGGCCAGGUCGAGCACGCAUGACACCUAGAUGUGACAGCACACUGGGCCAAAUUUUCUGAUUAUACCCCCCUCAGUCUACUACAGGGGAGCUUGAUGACAUCUGACCCAGGGUUUUGACAGCCGUACACGAGAGCCCUACAGAAGGGAGUACAGCGUUGUUUGGCCAUUCUCAAUGGCCAUGCUCUUUGGUAUAGGUCUAGCUAGCAGUAUCGGUUUUAACUUGGUCAGAAAUCAAAUCAGAUCAGAGCAGUGCCCGUGACUUACUCGUUGUACGCAUACAUACAUUCUUCUUCACAUCGCCUCGUUGAUCCUUUAAUUUGUCUGAAAUAAAACGUACCUCGAUCUUCAGUGU